Molecule: messenger RNA, 529 nt
Organism: Panicum hallii
Lineage: Eukaryota; Viridiplantae; Streptophyta; Magnoliopsida; Poales; Poaceae
Product: protein BRICK1
Exons: 2
Coding region: 94-348 (84 amino acids)
Biological process (GO): regulation of actin polymerization or depolymerization; cell motility; actin filament organization
Cellular component (GO): SCAR complex
Molecular function (GO): protein-containing complex binding
Source: RefSeq, a predicted model, not a curated record
UAGCUCGCCCUGUUGUCUCCUCCGACAACAAGAGAAGAGAAGAGAAGAGAAGAGAAGAAGGCGGUCAGGUCAGGUCAGGUCGCGGCGGCGGGGAUGGGUCGCGGCGGCGGGAUGGGGAACCCCGUCAACGUGGGCAUCGCCGUGCAGGCGGACUGGGAGAACCGCGAGUUCAUCUCCAACAUCUCCCUCAACGUCCGCCGACUCUUCGACUUCCUCCUCAGAUUCGAAGCUACGACGAAGAGCAAGCUGGCAUCUUUGAACGAGAAGUUGGACAUCCUAGAGCGGAAGCUGGAGGUGCUUGAAGUCCAAGUGAGCAGCGCGACGACCAAUCCUUCGGUCUUCAACUAGAAAACACGGUGGUGUGCUGUGUGAACGUGUAUCAUGUACGUACGUAAGUAGGAGUGGCAUGUAAAACACUGCUGCUAGUAUCAUGUGUUUUGUACAAUUGUAACACACUUGUGCAUCGAAGUCGACGUGCAAGCAGGUUGGCGUUUGCGUGGAGGUAACUGACUACUACUUGACAGGGUGC